This is a messenger RNA of Spinacia oleracea (spinach), 1952 nucleotides long. Its product is annotated as probable flavin-containing monooxygenase 1. NCBI's taxonomy places the organism in Eukaryota, Viridiplantae, Streptophyta, Magnoliopsida, Caryophyllales, Amaranthaceae. The record is from RefSeq and is a predicted model, not a curated record. Gene Ontology annotation, molecular function: N,N-dimethylaniline monooxygenase activity; flavin adenine dinucleotide binding; NADP binding. The transcript has 5 exons. Bases 180 to 1736 code for a protein of 518 amino acids.
CUCAUAUGACCACUAUAGCAACGUGCCCCACCCCUUACUCUCCAUUUACUAUAAAUACCUUGCCAAACACUCCUUCAAUAUAUAUCCCACAAACUAACUAACACACAAUAAACCCUUGAAACUAAACACCUAUAACCUUCUCUUCUCUAGCUUCCAACACCACCCCUCAAAAUCAAACAAUGGCCACCAUUUCGUCGAAAAUAGCCAUCAUCGGGGCUGGGAUUAGCGGCAUAGCGGCGGCUAAACAACUAGCCAAGUACGAGCCGGUGGUGUUCGAGGCCACCGACUCGAUAGGAGGUGUAUGGAAACAUGCCUCUUUUCGGUCUACAAAACUUCAAACACCUCGUUGUGACUAUGAAUUCUCUGAUUUCCCUUGGCCUAAUAGGGAUGACUCUUCUUUCCCAUCUUAUGCUGAGAUCAUUGAUUACUUGGACUCCUACACCACCCACUUUGAUGUCCUUAAGUUCGUUAAGUUUCGUUCCAAGGUGGUGGAGCUCCGCUACAUCGGGGACGGAGACCACCGUGAAGGACAGGGCGAGUAUGGGAGGUUGUUGACCGGCCGCCCGGCGUGGGAGGUCGCCGUUCAAACUAACGAUGACUUCGACUCCAUUGAGAGGUACACCUUUGAGUUUGUGGUGGUAUGUAUCGGAAAAUAUGGCGACGUCGCGAAAGUACCAAGUUUUCCAGCAAAGAAAGGGCCAGAAGUGUUCAAAGGAAAGGUGCUACACACUCUUGAUUAUUGCAAAUUGAACAAGGAAGAAGCUUCUUCACUUGUUAAGGGAAAGAGGGUUGCAGUUGUUGGAUACAAAAAAUCUGCAAUAGACCUUGCUGUUGAAUGUGCUCAAGCAAACCAAGGUAUGGAUGGGAAAGCAUGUACCAUGGUGAUACGAACUUUGCAUUGGACUGUUCCACAUUACUCUGUUUGGGGUUUGCCAUUUUACUUGUUUUACUCAACAAGAUCUUCACAAUUUAUCCAUGAGAGGCCUCACCAAAACACUCUUAGGGCUUUGACGUGCCUCUUCUUAUCUCCUAUGAGAGGGGUUGUGUCGAAAAUUAUAGAGAGUUACUUGCUUUGGAAGCUUCCAUAUGAGAAGUAUGGGCUAAAACCAGAGCAUCCCUUCGUGGAGGAUUAUGCAAGUUGUCAAAUGGCAAUCUUACCUGAAAACUUCUUCACUGAGGCUGAUGAGGGAAGAAUCAAGUUUAAGAAGGCGUCGAAAUGGUGGUUUUACGAAAAUGGCCUCCAAUUCGACGAUAAUAGCAAGCUUGAGGCCGAUGUAGUGAUUUGCGCAACCGGUUAUGAUGGCAAGAAGAAGCUCGAAUCCAUACUACCACAACCUUUCACUAGCUUCCUUGAUUAUAAUGGUGUAAUGCCAUUGUACAAGAGCACAAUAAACCCUAUGAUCCCAAACAUGGCUUUUAUAGGCUACAUUGAGUCAGUAUCAAACCUACAAACGGCUGAGCUACGGUGCAAGUGGCUCGCGAGGCUGGUGGAUGACCGGUUCAAGCUCCCUAGUGUCGAGAAUAUGCUCGGCCAUGUCGAAAGGGAGGUGGAAGUUAUGAAGAGGACAACAAGGUUCUACAAAAGGCAAUGUAUUUCAACCUAUAUUAUUAAUCAUAAUGAUGAACUAUGUGAAGAAAUGGGGUGGAAUUCCUGGAGGAAGAAAAGCUGGUUUUCUGAAGCAUUCAGCCCUUACACUAGUCAAGAUUAUGACGAUGACAACAACAACGACAAUUAAUCAAAGCAAAGAUCAACUAAUUACAUGUAUAAUGUUCUAAUGUUCAACUAUCAUAUAUCAUUUAUUUUUAUAAUCACCAGGGAGGAAAUAUCUCUAGUGGUUAAGGAGCAAAAUAAAACAGAUACAAAAUCUGUGAUUAAGGAAAUAUAGUAAAGCAUUUUUUAUUUUUUUAGGGCAUAUAAAAGGGUUUAUAACGCAUUGUAACAUCAUGUAAUA